This is a messenger RNA of Diaporthe amygdali, 378 nucleotides long. RefSeq lists its product as uncharacterized. The coding region runs from base 1 to 378 and encodes 125 amino acids. The record is from RefSeq and is a predicted model, not a curated record. The transcript has a single exon. NCBI's taxonomy places the organism in Eukaryota, Fungi, Ascomycota, Sordariomycetes, Diaporthales, Diaporthaceae.
AUGGAUACAAUCAAGAAAGUCCUCCACCCCAAGGAGACAACCCACAAAACAGACAAUACCGACCACUCCACGCUGCCCGCAGACGCCCACCCAGACCAGCAGACCCUGGACCGGAUAGGCAACGAGCCCAACGUCACCGGCACCAGCCGGCCGCCGCCCAAAGAGGACUUCCCCGCCUCGACGGCCACGGGGGACCAGCCCAAGAUCAACCGCGGCCACCACCACCCGCGCCAGCCCGUGGGCGCGACGGGGCCCCCGCCCGGCCACGGCGGGGCUGCGUCUGCCGCGGCGGAUGCGGGCACGCACGAUAUCAGGAGGCAGGCCGAGGCGGACAACAACUUCCCGGGGACGAAUCCUAACCCUGCGCAUUCGGCUUAG